AUGGUGGGCGUUAACCCUGAUAGCCGUCAAGGCAAGAGCCCUCAUGAUUUUGGAGCAACAAGCGACUCUGAAUUUACGCCACCAACCAUGGAUGAGAUCAGCGAAACAGCUUCCUGUAGUAUCGGCAUUGACUUUGGCCGUUCAAAAUGCGAGGCAGCCGUUGUCAGUGACACAGGCAGUGUUAUACUGAUUCCUUUUGAGCCACAUAGCACUGAAAACUGCUACUCACUAUCGAGUUUCGUCUCAAUGGGGGUUGCUCACUCGGGAGAAGGGGAAGUAGGACUCCAAUCAAUUAACCGAGCGAAGGCUGGACAUUCGUAUACUGUGUACGACCUGACAAUGCUGCUUGGGCAGAAGACAGAGACGCUCUCAGCACAAGACGUCAAUCGUUGGGCUUUUACUCUUCAAGCUGGAGCUGCUGGCAAAGCUGUCGUGGAAUCUCCUGCGAAAGGCAACGUCCCUGAUCUAGUGUAUCCCGAACAAGUUGCAGCCUUGCUCUUCGCUACGAUCAAGAACCGAGCUGAGACUUUCACUGGAAAGCGUGUCACUACUGCUGUGGUGACGGUACCAGCAGCUUAUAACCGGACCCAGCGUCAGGCCGUUUGGGACGCCUGCAGAAUUGCUAACUUGGAUGUCGAGCGGCUCGUUAUUUCAUCCACGGCGUCUGCUGUCGCCAAUGCAGAUUCCGUAAUUGACGCUGCGGCUACUGUCUUCGAGAAGACGAUAGUUGUAGUAGACUGUGGUGCUGGAAGUUUGAAUGUAACAUUGGCUCGGGUACCUACAGCAGGAAAUAUGGAGCUGGGAGGUGAAGCUCUAACGGAUCGUCUUUUUGAGCAUUUCCACAGUGAGGCGAAGGUAGUCGACACCAGUUCAAAGUCGACAAGUCCAGCAUUUUCCAGACGCCUGCGACGUGCGUGUAUGUUGGCUCAAAGGAUCCUUUCGACUUCACAGCAAGCUGCAAUUGAUCUGCCUUGGCAGCCUCGACGUGCCUGUGGCUCUGGUGCAGUCAAUGGAGUGAUGACAGGGUUCAGUAGCAGCAUCUGGCGAGCAGAUUUCGAGUCGUUGUGUGGGUCGGAGACGUGGGACUGCUUGCCGACCACCGUUGAGCAAGUUCUCGCGACCGCGAAAGUAAAGAAGGAGGACGUUGAUGCGGUCUUGGUCACUGGAGGAGCCAUGCAAGUGCCAAAACUCCGUGAAGUUCUUGGAGACUGCUUUGCCGAACACUGGAAUCGAAUCGUGGAUCUACCGAAACAUACCGCUGCAAUUGGUGCAGCGAUGAUUGCAGCUCAGAGCAGUGGUCGUGUAUUGAAGAAUGAGACCACGCCGUUGUCGCUUGGGAUUCGCAGUUCCAGUGGAGAUACACUAAUUGUAGUGCCUCCUAGCUCGACGGUACCGACGCGACAAGCACAACUGUACUACGCAAGUUGCCAACGGGAGAUCAAGUUUGACAUUCUGGAAGGGUUAGUUGCGAAUCGCACUGCCGGCGCUACUCCGAAUAGGCUGGAGCACUGUCUGGGUCGUAUUCUUAUCGAUGGGAAACGCGCAUCUUCCCCUUUCAUUCUAAAACUUGAGAUCGCGUUCGAGCUGGAUGCGACUUGCGAGUUGGAAGUCGUGAUCUCGGAUAAAUCGAAUGAUCGAGUCACUCGUUUGCUGGUGUCUGGAGAUGAAACGUGUCUCCAAGGUGAAGCAAUUACGCUCGCCCAAACUGUCUGCAUCCCACCGGGAGAUCUCUUUCUUCUGCGUUCGAAGAUCGAACAUGCGAGUGCGUGGCUUGAUCUGCUUGAUGCCAGCCACAUCUCGAGCCAGGAACUUCUCACCGCGCGGGAUUAUCUGCGUCAGAUCCGCAUGCUGCAUCUUUCGAGCACUGCAAACAGCGCGUUAGUCCAGUUACGCCAGGAGAUGAACCUGUUCAACUGA
Molecule: messenger RNA, 1917 nt
Organism: Phytophthora infestans T30-4
Lineage: Eukaryota; Oomycota; Peronosporomycetes; Peronosporales; Peronosporaceae
Product: hsp70-like protein
Exons: 3
Coding region: 1-1917 (638 amino acids)
Biological process (GO): protein refolding; cellular response to unfolded protein
Cellular component (GO): cytoplasm
Molecular function (GO): misfolded protein binding; ATP-dependent protein folding chaperone; ATP hydrolysis activity
Source: RefSeq, a predicted model, not a curated record